AUGACUAACUGGCUGGAGGAGAUCGAUGCAGGCAGCACAGAGGAGGACAAGGAUGGAGAUGACCUCACCCUGGCAGACUGCAACAUACUGCCCAAGCUACACAUAGUCCAGGCACACCUCAAACUCACAGGAACACAUAGUCCAGGCACACCUCAAACUCACAGGAACACAUUGACACAUACACAUACAUACUCUCACACACACACACACACACACACACACACACACAACACACACACACACACAGACACAUGAACAAACGACAUAUUGUCAAGUUCCACACACACACACAUGCAUUUACACAAUCUCACAUUCAAACAUUGUAUUACCUGGUAUUAUCUGGGGUAUAUUCUGUGUGUGUGCCGUUACCAGGUGGUUGCUAAGAAGAAUCGUAAAUAUGAGAUUCCGUCUGAGCUGGGCGGGUUGUGGCGUUACCUGAAGAACGCCUACACACAAGACGAGUUCACCAACACCUGUGCCGCCGACAACGAGAUAAAGACUGGCCAAGUAACCCCUGACCUCUGA
Coregonus sp. 'balchen' is the source of this 525-nucleotide messenger RNA. Lineage: Eukaryota; Metazoa; Chordata; Actinopteri; Salmoniformes; Salmonidae. The record is from the annotation of a GenBank genome assembly.